CGUACUGCUUCAGAAGCAGCAGAAGAGGUAGCAUCUCAUCUCUCUACUCCCUUCCAAUUUUGACUUUCCCUUUUCUUUUCCCACCCCACCCCACCCCCCCUACUAUAAAUACUCGUCUCCUCCCAAACACUUCCCACAAAUCAAACCAAAAAAGGCUUCUUCACCAGCAGCAUAUGUCUCACAGACCCAUCGUCCCUCACUACUCCUCCAUUGCCUUCGGCCUCCAUUCCCAUCUCCUUGUCUCCAGUGAUAUGAACCCAAACUCCUACUGGUCCCAAUAACUUAAUUCAUUUCUUUCCUCUCAAUUUUUAAUUUGCUCCAUUCUUUCCUUAGAAACCAAUUCUUUUUAAACUUAAAUUAUUAACAGAAAUCUACAAAUCUAACAUGGGUGCCAAAGGUUUUGUCGAGGGAGGUAUUGCUUCCAUCAUCGCUGGUUGCUCCACCCACCCACUUGAUCUAAUCAAGGUCCGGAUGCAGUUACAGGGCGAAAACCACGCUGCCCCCAACCCCAACCACCACAUCCAGCUCCGCCCCGCCUUCGCUUUCAACUCCUCCACCAUCGCCGCCCCAGGAGGCCACCUCCUCCAUAUCCCAUCACCACCCCCGCCGCCCAAGGCUGGUCCCGUCUCCGUUGGCCUCAAGAUUUUCCAAACGGAAGGCGUGGCUGGCUUGUUCUCCGGCGUCUCCGCCACCGUCCUCCGACAGACUUUGUACUCCACCACCCGUAUGGGCCUCUACGAGGUUUUUAAACAGAAGUGGUCCGACCCCAAUUCGGGUACCCUUCCUCUGGGCCGGAAAAUAGCAGCCGGGUUAAUAGCCGGUGGUAUCGGCGCGGCUGUUGGCAACCCAGCCGAUGUAGCCAUGGUCCGGAUGCAAGCCGACGGUCGGCUCCCGGCUUCUCAGCGGCGCAACUACAAGAGCGUAGUCGAUGCUAUUUCCCAAAUGGCCAAACAAGAGGGAGUUACUAGCCUGUGGCGCGGCUCGUCCCUUACGGUAAACCGCGCCAUGAUCGUGACCGCGUCGCAGCUGGCAUCGUACGAUCAGUUCAAGGAGACCAUAUUGGAGAAGGGUUUGAUGAAGGACGGGCUGGGGACCCACGUCACGGCGAGCUUCGCGGCGGGGUUUGUGGCGUCGGUGGCGUCGAAUCCGGUGGAUGUGAUCAAGACUAGAGUUAUGAACAUGAGGGUGGAGGCAGGGAUGGCACCACCGUAUAGUGGGGCACUUGAUUGUGCUUUGAAGACUGUUAGGGCAGAGGGGCCAAUGGCCCUCUACAAGGGGUUUAUUCCCACCAUUUCGAGGCAGGGGCCUUUCACUGUGGUAUUGUUUGUGACCCUUGAACAGGUCAGAAAGCUUCUCAAGGAUUUUUGAAGUGGUGGGAUUCUUGGAUUGGUGAUGAGAUAAUGACGAUAAAGGAUAGUAACUAAAGUUGAUUCAGAUAAAUUGUUAUUGAUAUUGAAAAUUCUCUUUGGAAAUACUAGUACAGUAUCAAAUUUAGUUGAGAAA
Messenger RNA from Rhododendron vialii, 1503 nucleotides. Its product is annotated as mitochondrial uncoupling protein 5-like. NCBI's taxonomy places the organism in Eukaryota, Viridiplantae, Streptophyta, Magnoliopsida, Ericales, Ericaceae. Gene Ontology annotation, molecular function: succinate transmembrane transporter activity; antiporter activity; oxaloacetate transmembrane transporter activity. The coding region runs from base 385 to 1368 and encodes 327 amino acids. The transcript has a single exon. The record is from RefSeq and is a predicted model, not a curated record. Gene Ontology annotation, biological process: phosphate ion transmembrane transport; thiosulfate transport; malate transmembrane transport.